UAAAGGUAGAGCCGCACUCAGAGCGCGCGGAUUCGGUGAUCAGACAGCUGAAAGCGGAGAUCAGCGCGCAGGACACCUAAUCUUACAUCAUAUAAGAAAUAGCACAGCACUGAGGAGCGGAGCCAUGCUUGCUGAGUGUUUGGAGUUUUUGGGGCUGACGCUGUGCGCCACGGGCACGCUGCUGGUCGUUGUCGCGUGCGGGCUGCCCAUGUGGACGGUGAGCGCGUUCAUCGACGCCAACAUCAUGGUGGCUCAGAACAUCUGGGAAGGUCUGUGGAUGUCCUGCGUGGUACAAAGCACCGGCCAGAUGCAAUGCAAAAUCCACGACUCGGUCCUGGCCCUGACGCAAGACCUGCAGAUGGCGCGCGCCCUCACGGUCAUCGCUGCUGUGUUGGGGAUCGUGGCGCUGGCGGUGACGGUGACCGGAGCGCAGUGCACCAACUGCAUCAAGGAUGAGAUGGUGAAAGCGAAGGUGGUGAACGCCGGGGGGGCGAUCUACAUCAUCAGCGGGCUGUUCAUGCUGGUCCCACUCUGCUGGAUGGCCAACAACAUCAUCGUGGACUUCCACGACCCGCUGGUGCCCUCGUCUAGGAAAAGGGAGAUCGGAGCGGCCAUCUACACCGGCUGGGGCGCGUCCGCGCUGUUGCUGCUUGGAGGAACCCUGCUGUGCUGUUCUUUAACCCACGGAGCCAGAGAGACGUAUGGCAUCAAAUACGGCCCCACCAAGUCGAUCACAGCCAACGGAGAGUUCGACAAGAAGCACUAUGUAUAAAACGGAGAGUUCGCUUAGAAAUUGGAGACGUUAUUUUUGCAUUUGUACAGUUGUUGCGCCUCUUUGCGCGCCGAUGGAUCAGAAGCUCGUGAUUACAAGAACCAAAGAGCAUGACUGUAAAAAUUCGUGCAACUGUCACUGAACUGAAUUUAAGUUUUUUUUUUUUGUUUGUUUUGUUGUUUUGCAUUUAUUGAUGCUCCUAAAGGAGUUUACCCCUGCUUAGAGCAUCACAGCAACUCAGGAGUAAAUUCAGCUGUUCAGGUUUAGAUGAGUGCGUUAAAGAGAGGCUGAGAUUAGUACCACGUGUGUUCUUUUAUUAUGUUUCUGUACAGGCUUCACUGUAAACAGUUUUGUGGACUCAUUCUUAAGAUUUUGGUCUGUUCCCUCAGUGAAGCCUUUUCAGACUGAUGUUACUCAUGUUGUGAUCAAAGGAUGAGUGGAUGUGUACAGUGUUUUUUAUUUCUUGUUAUUUGAUAAAGAAUUUUAUUCUAAUAAACACAGAAGAAACUGCA
Messenger RNA from Melanotaenia boesemani (Boeseman's rainbowfish), 1284 nucleotides. Its product is annotated as claudin-5-like. The record is from RefSeq and is a predicted model, not a curated record. Gene Ontology annotation, molecular function: structural molecule activity. Lineage: Eukaryota; Metazoa; Chordata; Actinopteri; Atheriniformes; Melanotaeniidae. The transcript has a single exon. The coding region runs from base 125 to 772 and encodes 215 amino acids. Gene Ontology annotation, cellular component: bicellular tight junction; plasma membrane. Gene Ontology annotation, biological process: bicellular tight junction assembly; cell adhesion.